UUAGAUAUUUAAUUUCUCUUGGUCUGCUCUAAUUGUUCUGAUAAAAAUUUAGAGAUCUUGUAAAAGAAUUGUUGCAGAUGAGUGCUUUUCGACAUUUUUCAAGCCGUUAGGCUUAAAUCAUUAGUAUGUACCCCUAAUCUUGUAACAAUUUAAGGAUAAAGUGGUAUAUUUCUUCCAGAUUAGGGCUUUUCAGUAAUGCUCCAGCUCUUAUUCUGGCAUCUGCACGUAUUUUGAUUCCUCUUUUCCGCUUUUUUUGUUGUAAUAAUUCAAGUAUUCAGUUAAAAUUCUUCCAGAUUAUGACUUCUCUGCAGUGCUCGAGCUAAUAUUCUUGGAUAUUUAAGUAUUCAGUUUUUUUUUUUCAGCCCCCAAUUUUUUUAAAAUACUGAUUCUAGCUCUCUUAUUCUGCAAUAUACCUACGCUUCUAAUUAUAAUCUAUAUUGGCAUUGGCUGGAAAUCAGCACUUACGUUUCAUGAAUGAAAGAGUUGGAACUCACAGCUUCGUGGACUUUGAGCAGCGAUAUUGAUGGAAGCCAAUUAUAUAGCAGCGAGAUUGAAAAGAACGAUGGAAUAGCAGUUUCUUCAUUGAGAUCUGAUCCUGUUGGCAAGCUUGUCAACAAGAAGAGAAGUUAUGCUCAGUACCAUUUGGAAUUGGGGCAGUCUGAUUUCCUCCUCCACACUUGCUCUGUUUGUGGUCUAAGGUAUGCUCGUGGUGAUGAGGGGGAUGAGAAGGUUCACAAGACCUUCCAUAAGAGCUUCUAUGAGGGGAUCCAUUUCAAGGGUUGGCGCAGUGAGAGACUGGUCUCUAAACCUAGCUGCAAUGGAAACCGCAUCUUGUUGGUGUUGGAUUGCGACCCCUCAGCUCAAAAGCGCAAGGUUGAAGAGAUAAUUAAGAUUAUGGAAAAAGAGCUUGGGUUCAGUGAUGACCAGCUUCUUCAUAAGCUAUGCAAGGUAUACCUGUUUAUUUCACGUCAUAGGAUUGUUGGCUGCCUUGUUGCUGAACCGAUAAAAAAAGCACAUAGAAUUAUUUCUAAUUCUUCCUCGUGCAAUGAUUCUGAUGAUAUAUCACACAAGUUGGCAGUGGCUGAUACAGAGUUGAUGAGACCAAAGCCGACCGUACAAUUUGGAGCUUUUAGUUUUAAGAGGGAAGCCAUUAAAAGAAGUUGUUCAACCAAUAGCGCCAAGGUGGAUCAGUGGGAUGGUGGAGCUAUCCUCUGUGAGGAGGAAGCUGUGCUAGCUCUUUGUGGCUUUAGGGCUAUUUGGGUUGUACCCUCCCACAGAAGGAAGGGAAUUGCCUCACAACUAUUAGAUGUGGCAAGGAAGAGUUUCUGCAGCAGCAAAAUGUUAGACCACUCUCAGUGUGCAUUCUCUCCACCAACCUCUUCUGGCAAGGCAUUGGCAUCAAGGUUUUGCAGCAGCAACUCAUUCUUGGUUUACAUGGCAGAGGAUGUUUAGGAAAAUCGUCCUAUAUAGGUCUUCGUAUCAGUAUAUCAUUUUUAGAGGAUCAAUUACUUUGAAAAAAUUCAUAAGGGGGAAAGAAUCAACUCAUUUAACUAGAUAUAAAUCAUGCACCAGCUGAUUGAUUAAUGUGGAAUGUGGUGAUGUAGAAUUUUAUUGUUUGUGACUUUUUUUUUCCAAAUAGAAAUCCUACUGUGGCUAAAGUUUAUCUCA
Messenger RNA from Elaeis guineensis (African oil palm), 1668 nucleotides. The record is from RefSeq and is a predicted model, not a curated record. NCBI's taxonomy places the organism in Eukaryota, Viridiplantae, Streptophyta, Magnoliopsida, Arecales, Arecaceae.